AUUACAAUUCGUAGGAUGGUGCAAUCUAUAGAAAAAAUUUUCAACAUUGUAAUACUUCUGGAUCUCGUACAAAAUAGCAUAAGAUUGGGUCUCUCAUCCUACGUUACUCUCGUGAGCAAGAAAUUAGCCGAGACGUAUUAUCACUGUAAUUGGGAAGAAAUGCCACGAAAUUGCAAAAGUUCGUUGUUAAUUUGCAUAAUUUGUUCGCAAUCGUAUCUCAGCUUGACCGCUGGCAAAUUUUAUACAUUUUCAUUAUAUGGUUUCACUGGUAUUGUAAAAACUUCGAUGGCCUAUUUAUCAAUGUUACGUACUAUCGUAUGACGUAAAAAAAAGAAAAAUAAUCUUUGGCAA
Messenger RNA from Vespula vulgaris, 351 nucleotides. RefSeq names its product odorant receptor 13a-like. Gene Ontology annotation, molecular function: odorant binding; olfactory receptor activity. Lineage: Eukaryota; Metazoa; Arthropoda; Insecta; Hymenoptera; Vespidae. The transcript is spliced from 3 exons. Gene Ontology annotation, cellular component: membrane. Gene Ontology annotation, biological process: sensory perception of smell. The annotation marks the transcript as partial. The record is from RefSeq and is a predicted model, not a curated record.